Brienomyrus brachyistius is the source of this 538-nucleotide messenger RNA. RefSeq names its product transmembrane protein 251-like. The transcript has 2 exons. Lineage: Eukaryota; Metazoa; Chordata; Actinopteri; Osteoglossiformes; Mormyridae. Bases 122 to 538 code for a protein of 138 amino acids. The record is from RefSeq and is a predicted model, not a curated record.
GGAUAUGUAUGAAACGACGAAUAUGUGGUUCAGUUGUUGGUCGAACAUCAGGAGACACGGAAACAAAACCACAUAGACUGUCGGAUGGAUCAAUAAAUUUAGAAAGGAAUGACUAUGGAGAAUGAUGAACUUCCGUCAGCGGAUGGGAUGGAUAAGCGUGGUACUAUAUCUGCUGGCUAGUGCGGCUGCUUUCUAUUAUGUUUUCGAAAUCAACCAGAAGUACAACCGGCUGACUCUGGACAUGGUGGAACAGGCGCCUGGAAAGGCUGCACCACCUGGCGAGCCGUCCUCAGCGUCACCCGCAUGGACUCACUGGUUAAACGUGCGUCUGCUGUCCUUUCCUUUUUGGGUAUGGGCUACCUUCCUACUUAUCCCUUACCUCCAGGUGUUCCUCUUCCUCUACUCCUGCACUCGUAUGGACCCCAAAACCAUCGGUUACUGCAUCCUCCCCGUCUGUUUGACAAUUCUCUGUAGUCGUCAUCAGACCUUUGAAAAGGCGUUCAAUCAGAUCAGUCACCUACAGCUGAUUGACACUUAA